AUGACUAUUGAAUCUACCACUAAUGUUGAAUAUGGCUUUGGUACAAAAGCCAUCCAUGCUGGUGCACCAAUAGAUCCUACCACCGGUGCCGUUAUUGAACCACUUUCGUUGUCUACUACAUUUGCACAAUCGGAACCAUCCAAACCGGUUGGUCUUUACGAGUACUCGAGAUCUGCUAAUCCUAACAGAGAUAACUUUGAAGCCGCAGUUGCUGCGUUAGAAAAGGCCAAGCAUGCCAUCGCUUUGAGUUCGGGUUCUGCGACCACAGCUUUGAUUAUACAGUCUUUGCCUAUGAACUCGCACAUCAUCUCAGGGGGAGAUGUUUACGGGGGAACCCACAGAUAUUUCACCAAAGUUGGUGUUACUCACGGUGUCACCUCGACAUUUGUUGGAAACUUGGUUGAGGACUUGGAAUCGAAAAUACAGGAAAACACCAAGUUGGUCUGGUUAGAAACCCCAUCGAACCCAACUUUGACCGUCACUGACAUUGCCAAGGUUGCCAGUAUCUUGAAGAACCACGAGGCCAAGACCGGCUCCAAGAUCUUGUUGGCUGUCGACAACACCUUUUUGUCUCCAUACAUAUCCAAUCCAUUGGAACACGGUGCCGAUGUCGUUGUGCACUCCGUCACCAAAUACAUUAACGGUCACUCUGAUGUGGUUAUGGGUGUUUUGGCUACCAACAGCGACGAAUUGCACGACCGCUUCAGAUUCUUGCAAAAUGCCAUUGGUUCCAUUCCAUCUCCAUUCGACUCGUGGUUAGCCCACAGAGGUUUAAAGACUUUGCACUUGAGAGUCAGACAAGCGGCCACCUCUGCUCAACAAAUCGCCCAAUUCUUAACCCAACACCCUGCUGUGUUGAAGGUCAAUUACCCAGGAUUGAAAUCGGACCCAAACCACGAAAUUGUCGUUAAACAACACAGAGACAGCUUAGGUGGUGGUAUGAUCUCUUUCAGAAUCAACGGUGGUGCCAAGGCUGCCUCCACCUUCACCUCUUCGACCAAGUUCUUCACCUUGGCCGAAUCCUUAGGUGGUAUUGAAUCCUUAGUUGAGGUUCCAGCCAUCAUGACCCACGGUGGUAUUCCAAAAGAAGAAAGAGAAUCUAACGGUGUCUUCGAUGACUUAGUUAGAGUUUCUGUCGGUAUCGAAGAUACUGAUGACUUAAUCGAAGAUGUCAGACAAGCUUUAGAAAAAGCUUCCAAAUAA
Debaryomyces hansenii CBS767 is the source of this 1203-nucleotide messenger RNA. It is a transcript of the gene CYS3, whose product is annotated as cystathionine gamma-lyase. The record is from RefSeq and is a predicted model, not a curated record. Gene Ontology annotation, biological process: transsulfuration. Gene Ontology annotation, molecular function: pyridoxal phosphate binding; cystathionine gamma-lyase activity. Gene Ontology annotation, cellular component: cytoplasm. The transcript has a single exon. Lineage: Eukaryota; Fungi; Ascomycota; Pichiomycetes; Serinales; Debaryomycetaceae. Bases 1 to 1203 code for a protein of 400 amino acids.